AUGAUCGAAUACAAAGAAGCCGAGGUCUAUCAUAAUUAUCUGGAUGACUUCAAAGCAAUUGCCGAGCUGUCCGAUAUCCGUCAUAAUAUGAUUCUUUCCGGACUACCACAGAAAUUGGCUCAACCUUGGUACUACAUCCAAACAGAGUUAUAUACACUGUCUUUCAUGACUGAAAUGGCUGCUAUCUCGAAUCAGCUUGCAUCAAAAGUCAUGGAAGUCAACAACAAGAUAAUCGGAAAAGCUCGUCGGCGAGCUUGA
This is a messenger RNA of Penicillium manginii, 258 nucleotides long. RefSeq lists its product as uncharacterized. The transcript has 2 exons. Bases 1 to 258 code for a protein of 85 amino acids. Lineage: Eukaryota; Fungi; Ascomycota; Eurotiomycetes; Eurotiales; Aspergillaceae. The record is from RefSeq and is a predicted model, not a curated record.